Anopheles merus is the source of this 5427-nucleotide messenger RNA. It is a transcript of the gene fray, whose product is annotated as serine/threonine-protein kinase OSR1. The record is from RefSeq and is a predicted model, not a curated record. Gene Ontology annotation, biological process: protein phosphorylation. The transcript has a single exon. Gene Ontology annotation, molecular function: ATP binding; protein serine/threonine kinase activity. NCBI's taxonomy places the organism in Eukaryota, Metazoa, Arthropoda, Insecta, Diptera, Culicidae. The coding region runs from base 1638 to 3296 and encodes 552 amino acids.
UAGCGCAGGCCCAUCACUACACCCGUCACCGCGACACUUCAUAAAAAGGUCGAGAACCACGUACCGGGGGUAUCACGGGUGUCCCCGUAAAUCCGUACUGCUCUCCUGCGAAAGAGAAAAGAUCCGGCUGCAAUCCGCUCGUUUGUGCGACGUUUUCCGUGCAGUGGAAGUGAUUUUCUUUCGCGUUCACUUGCGUCCCGUGUGACGAAACGAAACGAACCGUUCGGUAAACACAAUACAGACACACAGACACAUACACACAGCAGAGAGCGAGCCCCCCCCCCCCGUGUUGUGUAAAAGACCGUGUCGAUACGUGCGUGCGUGUGUGAUUACUGUUGACGUUGAUUUGUUCCUUCGGUCGUUCCCUCUCCUCUCUCACUCCCCCCCCCCCCCCCCUUCGUCUUCGAUUGCACCAGAAGUGUCCGCAAAAGGAGCGAAGUUAAGGAAAGAGUGAAGUGACCAACAAUCGCCGAAAAAGGUGCGUGCGUGUGUGUAGGUGCCGAAAUAAGGAGAGAAAAAAAAACACACACAAACGACGGAACAUGACUCAUCAAGGCUGCCUUCGCUGAUUGCGAGAGCGCUCGUUGUUGUUGCUGCUGUUGGCCCCGUUCCGUUCCGGUGCGACGGUGUUUGGGCAGAUAGGCCGCUAUCGCAAGAAGUGUUCCCGUUACACCACCCCUGCCCCUUAUCUAAACUGUCGGUUUGCCGUCUUAUCAUAUCGCAAAUCCAAACCCUAACAGCAGCAGUAGCCUCUAGGGAAGUGCGGUGUGGGACGAAGGGAGGACGGAGACGCGCGGAUACCCGAUUGCAGUGAGAGAAGGCCGUUUGGUUUUUACCUUGGUGCGUUCCAACAUUCAAAACAUACAUACAUAGCUACACGCACACACAAACACAUACAGAGGCGCGCGCGCACCGAAGUGGGAAGUCUGCGGCAUUUGCGGUGGCUGGAAAAAUUUACACAUCACACGUAACACAGCCGACGAGCGCCGCAGCCGGACGGACGGGUGCACCGUGUGCGGUGGGAUCGUUCCGGUGGCAGCAGCUGCAGCAGCAAAUACCACCAUCGAAAACCACACCGCUACCGAUACACACACACACACACAGACACAUUGACGGUGAUAUUUGGCCGUGUGCUGUGGCUGGUCAUCAUAAAGUUGUACGGCAGCGCCAGACGGCAGCCAGACGUUGGCGCCCGCGCGGAAUCGACGGGUGCGACGGUUGCGAAUCGGGGGACGGUCCCCGAUAUCUAAAUAAAUCUCGUGUUUGUGUGGUGUUACUGUGUGGUUGUGCUGCGCAAACCCCCCCCCCCCCACCCUACAGCAAGAGGACGGUUCGGUCGCAUCGGGCAGGGACAGGACAGGCGGCACACCGUACUGCAUUUUUUCGGUGGCUGUGAGAGUGUGAGCGUGCAAGCGAGCGCGAGUGAGUGAGUGAGCGAGCGAGGUGAGCGAGUGUGUUUGUCUGCUCACGUACACAACACAGCCGGAGGGAGAGGAAGGCACGUUCCAAAGGCCCUCUUCUGCCGUCGCACGUCCGUACGCCUGCAGCACGACAACCGUUCCGUUCCGUUCGGUGACAUUUCACAUUCAUACCGCUCGUUGCCUGUUGCACACGCGCCCUCCCCUCCGUUUGGUGGAAUGGCAACCGGAGGCAGUGGUGGAGUGGGCGGAGGCGCCAGCAGCAGUGCGCUCGGUGCGAUGGCAGCGGCCGUGCAGUCGGUCGCGUCCGCCGCCAGCCCGUCCGCGUCCGCGUCGUCGGCGAAUCUGGCCCCGCCGCCGCAGCCCAUCACACCGUGGCCGAACAGCCGGGACGAUUACGAGCUGAACGAUGUGAUCGGGGUCGGCGCGACCGCCGUCGUGCACAACGCGUACUGCCUGCCGCGCAAGGAAAAGUGCGCCAUCAAGCGCAUCAACCUGGAGAAGUGGAACACGUCGAUGGACGAGCUGCUGAAGGAGAUACAGGCGAUGAGCAGCUGCAACCACGAGAACGUCGUCACGUACCACACCAGCUUCGUGGUGAAGGAGGAGCUGUGGCUGAUAUUGCGGCUGCUCGAGGGGGGCAGCCUGCUCGACAUCAUCAAGCACCGGAUGCGGACGGUCAACUGCCGGCACGGCGUGUUCGACGAGCCGACGAUCGCGACCGUGCUGAAGGAGGUGCUGAAGGGGCUGGAGUACUUCCACAGCAAUGGGCAGAUCCACCGGGACAUCAAGGCGGGCAACAUACUGCUCGGCGACGACGGCACGGUACAGAUAGCGGACUUCGGCGUGAGCGCGUGGCUCGCGACCGGGGGCGACCUGUCCCGGCAGAAGGUGCGCCACACGUUCGUUGGCACGCCGUGCUGGAUGGCGCCGGAGGUGAUGGAGCAGGACCACGGGUACGACUUCAAGGCGGACAUCUGGUCGUUCGGCAUUACCGCGAUCGAGAUGGCGACCGGGACGGCGCCGUACCACAAGUACCCGCCGAUGAAGGUGCUGAUGCUGACGCUGCAGAACGAUCCGCCGACGAUCGAUACCGGGGCGGACGAGAAGGACCAGUACAAGGCGUACGGCAAGACGUUCCGCAAGCUGAUCGGCGAAUGCUUGCAGAAGGAACCGUCCAAGCGUCCGACCGCGAGCGAGCUGCUGAAGCAUCCGUUCUUCAAGAAGGCGAAGGACCGGAAGUACCUGACGCAGACGCUGCUCUCGACCGGCCCGUCGAUGGAGACGCGCGUGCACAAGGCGGCGAAGCGGCAGGCUGGCGCGUCCGGCCGGCUGCACCGCUCGAUGACGGGCGAGUGGGUGUGGUCGAGCGAGGAGGAGGACAACGGGAAGAACGAUUCGGACGACUCGGAGACGGACGAGCGGCCGAUGAACCGGCUCGAGCGGAUGGAAUCGUCCUCGUCCGAGACGGAGGACACGUCUGAGCGGUCCGGCGUCACCGUGACCGGGUCGACCACCCAGCCGACCGAUCCGAAAACGCUCGAAGCGUCGGCGGCCGCGGUAGGCGCCAUGUCGCUCGGCACGAUGGUACCGGUCAACCUGGUGCUGCGGAUGCGCAACGCGAACCGCGAGCUGAACGACAUCCAGUUCGAGUUCGUCGUCGGCAAGGACUCGGCGGAGGACAUUGCGGCCGAGCUGGUCGGGGCCGGGCUGCUGGACGAGCUGGACGUCGCGAUCAUGUCCGCCAACCUGCAGAAGCUCAUCGACCACCGGGGCACGCUGCGGACGGUCACGUUUCAGCUGCGUUCGGGCUGUGCGCCCGGCGAACAGCUCGACGAGAAGUCGCUCGUUGGCUUUGCGCAGAUUUCCAUCAAGUGAGCGGUGUGUCUAUGUUGUGUGGGGAAGACCAGCACCACAGUUGGAGCAUGUGCGCCAGGGCGCUUCUGUCGCUUCCUUUAUUUUCGUUUUUGUUUGUGUUUUGUUGUUUCGCGCUUCGAAUCAACCGUCAUCCCGGCACCACUAUGUUCUACACUAUCUUACCGAACUGUACCCGAAUUCAAUUCGCAAAACGCAUAGAUUUCGUCCCGCUUUGCCCACCGGGGAAGCAACGCAGGGAAACUCUGUUCAAAAACUUAAUGCGCGCGCGCGUCCGCCCGCGCGUGCUUGUGUUAUUUCUUUUGGCAUGUCCAAUAAGAAAUUCAGCUUUUAGACUGUGAGUGCGAGACGGCCGAGCGGAAGGGAGAGAUUGAGAGAGAGAGAGAGAGAGAGAGAGAGAGAGAGAGAGAGAGAGAGAGAGAGAAAGAGAGAGAGAGAGAGAGCAAUUGAGGGUAAACAAAACGACCACUAGUAGGUUAGUAGGCGGUAGUAAUAAUUGUAGUAAACGGUAGCAGCUGCUACAGCAGAAGCAUUAGUUUUUAGCAUCGACACCGGGGAAUGCGCCAAAACAAGAGGAGGUAGUAGUAACACGCAAAAGCCCCGGCCAAAAGCAAAAAACAGAGCGCCGUGAUAGACGAUAGCAAAUGUAUCUACAAGUUUGGCGCUUCAUUAACGCACCCGACACGUUCUUGUUUUUUCCCACUUUUGUUUCCGAGCAAGAACGUACGAACACGGCAUGGGUGAGCCAUUGGCACCGACAACGAUGGCCAGCACUGCGGUCGAUUAAGGGACACUUUGGGUCGCUCGCGUCAUCCGUUUUCCCCUUAGACUUGUUGGCAAGCAGGAACGAAACAAAAAACCGAAAACCGAAAAGGCUUACUAGAGGCGCAGAAAAAAAAAAAAAACGUGCAGGAAAAACGAAACAUGUCUCUAAAUAUACAUCUCCAGCCGCCAUCCGCGUCCCCGUCACUGCAUUAGAUGAGGAGGGAAAGUAUCAUACGCGAUUAACAUCAGAAGGCACCUUGUCCUUGAUGGGAGGGCAGGCACGAUAUCAAGAGAGAGAGAGAGAGAGAGAGAGAGAGAGAGAGAGAGAGAGAGAGAGGAACACCGCGCCCUCCCGUAUGCCUUGCUGUAGUAGUAAGGUAAACGAAUAGUAUAUACACCUGUGUAGCGCCUGUGUGUGUACAUAUAUUUAAAAGAAAAAGAAAGGUUGAAUGUAUUUACUUUGUUAAUCGUUUGCUUAUUACAUGGUCAACAUAUUUAGCCACCAGACAAACAAACACGAAAAAGAAAGAUAACGAAAAUGGGAGUGUAAAUGAGCCGUGUGCCAGUGGAAAGGAACGAAGGGUGUGGGAGUUAGUGUGGGGAAACAAAAAUAUGGUUGCAUACUAGCGUUUUAGUGGUUGUUUGGUUUUUUUUUUUAACGUGUGGAUACAAUGUUUCUUCAUAGCAGCACUUACAAACAAAACUCCGGUGGACUUUGGAAGAGUUGUAUGGUAAAAGUGUUGCUUUCCGAUUGAAUAUAAAUAAACCGAGACAUACAGACGCCCGUAGAAACUCCUUGUAGAAGUACUAUUUCAAAGAAAAUUAAAAACAACGGUCACAACAUCACCCAUCCAAACUACCGCGCGGGUGAAGCGAAAGUAUCUAAACAAAAAAUAAAGGGCGCCGAUCGCAGCAUAACCCAUGCAUGCAAUAAAAAAAGCUAUAUUAGUAAACUGCGUGUGCAAACCGGCCACACUGUAUUUCAUUUUUAGUGGAAUUGAGCUUUAAAAAAGCCGUAAUGUUAUUAUAUCCGCCAGAUCAGCACAGAAGCAAAAGGAAGUAAAAAAAAAAAAAAAAAAAAAAAAACAAUCCAAAAACCAGGCCAGUGUAUGUGUAUAACCUACCCCUGCGUAACAGUUUUGGGAUGCUUUUGGGUUGGUUUUUUUCUUCUUUUCCUGCGUGAAACACGUGUUUAGUUUUGACUGAUAAAAGCAACAAAAAAAAAAGAAAGUAUAGUUUUGAGCAGUAGCGUUUAUGAAGUUGCAAGUUACUUGAAAUGAAAGCAGCAGAUCAGCGGAUAGGCAAUGAACGAUGGAGAGAACCCCGUAUCAAAGUUAAGCAAAAUAAAGUAUAUCGCUGCACAAAAGUG